AUGGAACAACCAGGAGCUCCUGACCUACGAUCUGCCUUUCAAGCUAGGAAGGUUGGUGCGGGCCCUGUUGUGAAGAGGCUUAGGGUGGCAAAAAAGAGCACUCCUUCGGCGGGGAAUACCUCAAAGUCCCCAGCUAAGAGCAAGGACACGAGCUCAAGAGAUGCUCCCACCUCCUUAGGUCAUCAGCCAACUCUGUCCAUCCUGGCCAAAUGCCGCAAUAUAACUCAGGCUCAGACCAGAAACAAUGAGCUCCAGGCUGAGUUGGAUGCUGCUAGAGUCGCCUUGAAUGCUGCCAAGGAAAGUGAGGAGGUCGCCAAAGCUUCCCUGAUAGCUUCUCAAAAGAAUGAGCAAGCUGCCAAGGCUGCUCUCACCACCUCCCAAGAAAAUGAUCAGGUAGCAAAAACCGCAUUAUCUGCCUCACAAGCUCAGGCUGCUGAAGCUCAGGUCGAGAUUGGUGAGCUUAAAGCAAGAAUACUUGAGGCUGAGAUCAAAGCCAAGGAGGAAAGGGCGGCAUCAUCAUCAUCAUCAUCCAUGGAAGAGAUGUUAUACUAG
Messenger RNA from Humulus lupulus (European hop), 552 nucleotides. RefSeq lists its product as uncharacterized. The transcript is spliced from 2 exons. Lineage: Eukaryota; Viridiplantae; Streptophyta; Magnoliopsida; Rosales; Cannabaceae. Bases 1 to 552 code for a protein of 183 amino acids. The record is from RefSeq and is a predicted model, not a curated record.